Sinocyclocheilus rhinocerous is the source of this 1329-nucleotide messenger RNA. Its product is annotated as B-cell receptor CD22-like. The record is from RefSeq and is a predicted model, not a curated record. Lineage: Eukaryota; Metazoa; Chordata; Actinopteri; Cypriniformes; Cyprinidae. Gene Ontology annotation, cellular component: external side of plasma membrane. The transcript has 8 exons. Gene Ontology annotation, molecular function: transmembrane signaling receptor activity. Gene Ontology annotation, biological process: immune response; cell surface receptor signaling pathway. Bases 1 to 1329 code for a protein of 442 amino acids.
AUGAAGGUGUCCUUGGAAAAUUUUCUGCCAUAUUCACCCAGAUCUACACUGACUGUGACUCCAGACAGUCCUGUGUUCACUGGAGAAACAGUCACUCUGACGUGUGUGAUAAACUCUGAUCACAGUGACUGGAGAUAUGAGUGGAAUAAAGACAGUUACACGUGUAGAGGAUGGAUGGAUGGAUGUUCAGUCUCAUCACAACCAAGUUCUGUUUCUCUCACUGUGAAGGAUAAACCGCAGCCGACUCUGACUGUAAAACCCCAGAGUUCAGUGUUCACUGGAGACACAGUUACUCUGAGCUGUGAUGUGGGACAGUUAACUGGAUGGACAAUUCACUGGAGAAAAGACUCAAACCCUGAAUCCACGGGUGAUGCAACUAAAACAAUCGAGUCUGUGAGCGUCUCUGAUGGAGGAAAUUACUGGUGCACAGCACAACGAGGAUGCUACUACAGCGAGUACAGUAAUGCAGCUACGAUAACAGUGAAAGAGAGACCCAAACCUGUAGUUGAUGUUCAUCCUGAUGGACGUGUGUUCAGAGGAGAGACGGUCACUCUCACAUGUGACACACAGCAGACAGGAGUCUGGCAGUACAUCUGGUAUAAAGACAGAAAACUAGUUUAUAGCUCAAGACAAAACCAGAACAAUAAAAUCCCAUCUGUGGAUUCAUCUCAUAGUGGUGUGUACAGCUGUACAGGAACUCAGUCAAAAGCACCAACAUACUCACAGAUGAGUGACGGAGUUACACUGACAGUAUCAGAUAAACCGCAGCCGACUCUGACUGUAAAACCCCAGAGUUCAGUGUUCACUGGAGACACAGUUACUCUGAGCUGUGAUGUGGGACAGUUAACUGGAUGGACAAUUCACUGGAUUAAAGACUCAAACCCUGAAUCCACGGGUGAUGCAACUAAAACAAUCAAGUCUGUGAGCGUCUCUGAUGAAGGAGAGUACAAGUGUAUAGCAGAACGAGGAAACUACUACAGCGAGUACAGUAAUGCAGUUACGAUAACAGUAAAAGAGAGACCCAAACCUGUAGUUGAUGUUCAUCCUGAUGGACGUGUGUUCAGAGGAGAGACGGUCACUCUCACAUGUGACACACAGCAGACAGGAGUCUGGCAGUACAUCUGGUAUAAAGACAGAAAACAAGAUUACAUCAUAGGACGAGACCAGAACUAUAAAAUCCAAUUUGUGGAUUCAUUUCAUAGUGGUGUGUACAGCUGUAGAGGAACUCAGUCACAAGCACCAACAUACUCACAGAUGAGUGACGGAGUUACACUGACAGUAUCAGACUACAGUAUUACAAACAUGCAGACAGAGAAACGUAAAAAGUGA